AUGCUGGUCUCCUUUUCUUUCUCCUGCUGUCUGGCGGGGGAAUCUGGCCUUCUUCAGCUAUGCGGAGGUUGUUAUUUGCAGUGGCGAUUGUUUGCUUCUCAGUCUGGUGUUCCCCCUGGUCCUGAGUCGCUGAAGCACUGGGAGGCUUCUCAACCUCGCAAUGGCCGCAGAUUUGCGGAAAGUAGAGUCUCUCGACCAGGUUUAAGUACAACAGAUAUUCUUGAAGGAGGAUCUACUGGAUCAUACGAUUACGAGCAGGAAGGGGCUUACGAAGAUGAGUCGCUGGAAGACAUUCAGGACGAAGCCUCCCUGAAAGCCAUCUUUUAUGGAAUCAUCCAAGAUGGCCAGCCAGAAACCAUUCUGAAUGCGCUCCUAGAUCCUCGCUUUGAAGAGCUGGUCGGGUCACUGCCGCAGACCAUCUUCGUCGAGGUCUUCCAUCUACUCUCUCCAGCCUACUUUGUCGACCCUUAUCGAGAAAUCCAUCGACCAUUGCAUCCUUCCGCGGUGGACGUUAAACAAUACAGGUCUUUGGAUUCGAUCUUCGACGAGUUCGUCAACAACCUUGCUACCGUUGUCAACAUACGACAGUCGGCCGGUCACACCCUGGGUCUUGCUGAAUACACACACCUUCUCGACUGCGCGCGAUCUAUCGGAGAUGCAAUUAUGGCAGACAGCAUAUGGCACAACAUGAGGGAAGACGAAAUAUAUCCUGAUGUCCGGUGCUACAACUAUUACAUGGAAGCCAAGGUCUGGGACACUGCAUACACUGGCCGGGAAAAGUAUAACCUGCGAAUGACCCCCUAUGCGUAUCGCAAGCGGAGAUUCUUCAAUCCCAAUCAGGGCUGGCAAGGCUACGGGACUGCUGGUCGGAGUGUCCGAAAAGAAGUGCUGCAGAUAUUCAAUGAGAUGACGGAGAUGGGAAACCACGGUGACGAGGCUACCUUUAUAAAUGUGAUCUUGGCAUCUAGUCGCGUGGGCCACAUCAAAGGCAUGAAGAAUGUCCUGAAGACUGUCUGGAAUGUUGAUAUCGAUGCGCUGAUGGACAAUGUGGACGAGUCGGACUUGCCUGAGGUCACUUACUACGAUCGCUCUUCACCCCUGCAUCCUACGCAUCGACUACUGUUUACAGUCGCCCAUGCCUUUGGUACAAAUAAUGACAUACCCGCCGCACUCAAGGCGAUCGACUUUAUCUCACGUUCCUAUGACCUGGUGGUUCCGGAAAAGGUCUGGCUCGAAUUAUUCGAGCGAUCGUUUGUGCUUUCCCGGCCACGGUUCGGUCCCGAUGCGAAGAGAAACGCCAAAGGCAAGGUAUCUUAUGAAUUCUUAAAUACGAUGUUUCAGACCAUGAUAUCGCCGCCCUUUAGCGUUCGUCCCACAAUUGAAAUCCAUCACAUGCUGGCCAAAACCGCCUGGGAUAGGGCUAGGCUGUCUGAGUUCCAAUACCACAUGCGCGCCGCAUACGACCUCCUGGCUGAGACGAGGCGGAAACGGAGGACAGCAAGAUUAAUUCUCGAGGGAUACCUAGGCGGGCCUAUGUCCCGCUCCUCCCGAAGACGCAUGCCGCAGAUCGACCCUCUACUCCUCCAGUCACGAGCACUUGCAGAUGCAGUAAACACCUACGACAUUCUGCGAUUGCGCACAGCCCAGCAGACGAUGAUCGUGGAGCGAUUGGCAAGACUCCUGUUAAUCCACCACCGAUGGACAGGACGCGAUAAUCCGGCCUGGGAACGAUGCCUUCUCCCGCAGGCGUUGGAAGAAUGGCAAGACUUCCUCCCACAAUCCUUUGUCUACCGCACCAAAGGCGGAAUGGUCCAGUUUCGAGGCGCAACACGCUGGUAUCAACGAAACCUAACCGGCCACAACAGAGUCCCCGUCCGUCGUCCCAUCGGCGAAAGCGACGCCGCGCUUGAAGCCGAGGCCAGCGAGAUCGACGACGACUUCUUUUGGGAGAAAUUCCGCCAGAAACGCCCUUUUCUGGAUCUAGACUCUGCCCCUAUCAACCGGUUAUACUGGGAAACAACAACAAACAAGGGCGAAGCAUUCGAAACUACACCAACCUAUUGGGCCGAGGAUACCACCGUCGAAUCCGAUGCUUUCCAACACGAUCCCAAUGGAGGACGAGUCACGCAGAAAGCAGACGAAACAUCAUCAUCCUUCGAUCACGGCCAUAUACCCGGUCCCUUCAGCAUGGCUUAA
Molecule: messenger RNA, 2196 nt
Organism: Aspergillus wentii DTO 134E9
Lineage: Eukaryota; Fungi; Ascomycota; Eurotiomycetes; Eurotiales; Aspergillaceae
Exons: 2
Coding region: 1-2196 (731 amino acids)
Molecular function (GO): protein binding
Source: RefSeq, a predicted model, not a curated record